AUGGACAAUAAACAGUCUCCAUCAAAGAAGAAGUUACUGUCCAUCCAAGAGGAGAAGUUGAUUCGCGAGGUUGACUACGAUUCGCUCGCAGGAGGCACUACCUGCCUGCCUAAAAAACAACUUCUGUUGGAUUUGGAGAUACUUCAGAGAAGGCCUACGCAUCGUCCAGCCUCCCAAAGAGUGAUCGUAUCUAUAAAACCGAGAGCACCCGCCAUCAAAACUUUGUACAUUGCAGAAAAAAGUCGUUUUCACUCUAAAAAGGGUUCAGAUAAGUCAGAAUCACGUCUUGCUAUUGGCGAUCACUCCUCUUUCACGACUCAUUUUAGUGAGGAUGAUCCAAAUAUUGUGAAUUCAAUUGCUUGUGGUACUGAACAAGAGUUUACCAAAAGCGAAAUAGAAACAGACAGAGCUUCAUCAAUAACUAUCCAGGUAGAGAGCUCAACAGUAGUUUCGAAAUGCUCGCAUACUGACAGUCAAUGCGCAUCUCAUAAAGUCAAUGUGUAUAAUACAAAACAAAGAUCUGCGGAAAAAUGCUAUGUGUAUACCCAGCCGCCAUUGACUAUGAACCUUGCUAAACCUGAAGCAAACAUAGAUAAAAAGAAAUCUGUGAAUCCUAAUAAAAUUGACAUUGCUACAUUAAUAAUCACGAACACCUCAUCCGAAGCUUCGCCUCCACCCUCACGUACUACUAUUAAUACCUUGAACAAGAGAAUCGAUCACUUAGAACGGAAGAUUUUAAGGCAAGAAAUGGUAUUUCGUUCAAUCGAUCCCAACAUACCGCUGUCAUCAUCUGAUGAAGAGUCUAAGGAUAGUGCAAAUAUGAAGGCCACAUCUGGGACGGGGAGACCCGGGUGUAGCUAUAUACAACAAUAUAGUCAUAUUCCUGAAACAUCGGCCUUCCAGCGAUAUGCACAGCAAGUACCGCCAUUGACACCCAGUAAGGCCACUACUUUGGAAAAAGAACAUAAUUCUGAGCAGUACGGCCGAGACUUUACCGCUUACGAUGGCAUAACAGCUCGUGGACGGCGACAAUGCGCGUCUGUACCAUGCAAACGAGACGAUAUUCCAAAAAUAGCUGCCGAACGAGUACACAAAAUACGACACAAACUCAAUCCAGUUCGGGAUUAUCGACUGAUGGAUACCGUUCAUUAUUUAGCGCAAGGUGAGUUUGCACCGCGCGACGACGGUAUUAAACUGACACCGUCUCGAGAGGCUGUACUUAGUGACAUUAUUUGGGAAGAUGUAUGUCGAACUCAUUGGCCGAAUGCUCGACUUGGACGUCGAGUGACGCAUUCCGAAAGAUAUAAUACAAGAUGUGAGCUGCAACGACUAAUUGACAGCUUGCUGCGAGAACGUGUCGCUCACGUGGAACGUCGAAGACGACGUCAUUAUAGGAUAGUUAAGUUAAAUCACCGGCAUGAGAGUUGUAGACCGGUAGGAAAAACUGGAGACAUUAUCGUAGCCAGUCAUAAAAACAGACAAGGAGACGAUUUAACUAUAAGUGAUCACACUACUGGCAGUGCAAUGAUGUCAGAAAGGAAGUGGGAAGAAUCAGGUUCUCGCCGAACUCCUAGGAGCCACGACCGUUUGCUGUCAGAGGCGCGACAAACUCGUCAUUCCCAAGAUAAAAGAUACGCGUAUGAAGAUUGUCCUCCUGGUACUAGUCACGCAGCGAACAGAUCUCCGUCUAGUAGAGAGCCAACUUGUUGCUAUCAGGCAUCUAGUCCAACAAAGCCCUGUAGAAGCAGUGGGUCUCCCAAGAAAAAAAGCAAUGGAAGUAAUGAAUUAACGAGUGCUAGCAGUUCCAGCAAAACAAAGGCUCCUAGGCUAGUUGUCAAGAAAGAUCCAGGUUAUCGCAAGCACCACAGUAAGGAUGAGCCAAAUCUUGAACAUUACAUUUUACUACCUACGUUGGUUGUACGAACGCCGUCUAAUAUGAAGCGACAGAAGAAAUUUAACGAACUAUACCACCGCAUUUUGAACAUCCAACUUAAUAACGUUCAAAAUUGCGCCGUUGGUUCGGAGUCAACUAAAGUGUCUGCACAAACCCCGCCUACUAAAGACGUUGGGUUGAACAUCAAAAUAACUCUCUCUAACAGUUCUGAGCAAGUUAGUCAGGGUGAAUCGUGA
Arctia plantaginis is the source of this 2130-nucleotide messenger RNA. The record is from the annotation of a GenBank genome assembly. NCBI's taxonomy places the organism in Eukaryota, Metazoa, Arthropoda, Insecta, Lepidoptera, Erebidae.